UGCGCCGAACGGAAGCGAAGCGUCCGUUUCGUUACCGAGCACGCGAAUUCCAUCGGAAAUGUUCUGCUGCCUGUCGCGUCUCAACCUUCGAUCUUCGGUCUGAACGAUAUAAAAACCAAAACAGAACGUUCGACUACACUUGAGCGUAGAAAUAAAAUAGUGCUGGCCGUUGCAAGCAAAAUGGAGGACGAGACACUGAUUUUAUUAGUGCAAUCGUACAGAGAAUUAUAUGACGUGAGCAACAAAAACUAUCAUAAUCAUCAGAGAAGGGACAGCAUUUGGGAAGAAAUAAGUAAAGAAAUAGGAUAUUCAGUUGAUGAAUGUCGGAGGAAAUGGGCAGCAUUAAGAGAUUGCUACAGGAAAGCUCAGAAAAGUAGGAGAAUCAAAAGUGGACAGGCUGCUACCUCCAUCAAGCCCUGGCGACUAGAGAAGCAGAUGAAAUUUUUGAAGGAUUUCAUAACUGACAGACGUCAAACAUCUAAUACAUGUUCUCAAGAAGAUGGCGGCAGUGAGGAAGUCGAAGAAGAUCCGGCGAAGGGAAGAAGUCCGAAUUCAGAAAUACUGUCCAACCCGAAUUCUCCGUCAGUGUCAAACCCGUCAUCAUCUGCUGUUCCCAAACGUCCAACCCAGGGAUAUAGACCAGCAGGAGAAGUUCUCCAGGACUAUAAUGAACACAAGAAGAUAAAAAAGGAUACAAAAAACGAAGGAGACUAUUUGCAUAAAUAUUUUCUAGCAGCCGAAGAUACGGUUCGCACCUUUCCUGUUCAGCUGCAAAUAGAAAUUAAGCAAAAGUUUUCUCAACUUUUGCAUGAAUAUGAACUGAAAGCCUUCAUGUUGUCGCAAGAAUCACUUUCCGUUGUUCAUAGUACCCUACCACCUCACCACAACCAGUUACAGUAUUCUCAGUUUGAUCAAUCAGACACAAGUCUUACACCCAUUCAAUAUGAUUAUUUGAAAGAGGAAUCCGACGAUUAAGUAUUUGUGAUGUAGAAUACAAAUAAAUUUACCAGAAUUUAUCCAAAAUUAACAGAAUUAGAUUUAGAAUAUAAA
This is a messenger RNA of Sitophilus oryzae (rice weevil), 1050 nucleotides long. Its product is annotated as transcription factor Adf-1-like. The record is from RefSeq and is a predicted model, not a curated record. Gene Ontology annotation, cellular component: transcription regulator complex; nucleus. The transcript has 2 exons. Bases 181 to 975 code for a protein of 264 amino acids. Gene Ontology annotation, biological process: regulation of transcription by RNA polymerase II. Lineage: Eukaryota; Metazoa; Arthropoda; Insecta; Coleoptera; Curculionidae.